Molecule: messenger RNA, 1631 nt
Organism: Colletotrichum phormii
Lineage: Eukaryota; Fungi; Ascomycota; Sordariomycetes; Glomerellales; Glomerellaceae
Product: mannitol dehydrogenase domain-containing protein
Exons: 1
Coding region: 171-1358 (395 amino acids)
Biological process (GO): mannitol catabolic process
Cellular component (GO): cytosol
Molecular function (GO): mannitol-1-phosphate 5-dehydrogenase activity
Source: RefSeq, a predicted model, not a curated record
GCUUCUUUUCUCAUCAUUCCACACAAUAUCUCUUUCACAUCACUCGAUCUUUGAGCGAUCUUGACAAAUUAAAACAUUUCGAGGCUGUAAACAUUCGCCUUUUACUCUAUCCAAACUAUCUCCAAAAACCCCCACUCUUCCAACACCCACACUCUACACACACGCCCAACAUGUCAACACAACAAUUCACCAAGAAGGCCGUCCACUUCGGCGCCGGCAACAUCGGCCGUGGUUUCGUCGCCUGCUUUCUCCACAACUCCGGCUAUGAGGUAGUCUUCGCCGACGUCGCCGAUGCCCUCAUUGACAAGCUGAACGAGACCCCAUCAUACCGGGUGAUCGAAGUCGGCGCUGAGGGUACUAACGAGAACACCAUCACAAAUUACCGCGCCAUCAACUCGAGAACACACGAGGCCGAGCUUGUCGAGGAGAUUGCCACCGCUGAUGUUGUCACGUGUUCCGUCGGCCCGAACAUUCUCAAGUUUAUCGCCCCUGUCAUCGCCAAGGGUAUCGACAAGCGUCCCAGCGAACUGGCACCCAUCUCUGUCAUUGCCUGCGAGAAUGCUAUUGGUGCCACCGACACCCUUGCUGAGCACAUCAAGGACCCUCGCAACACUGCCGCCCACCGCCUGGAAGACCACCACGAGCGUGCCCGCUACGCCAACUCUGCUAUCGACCGCAUUGUUCCUGCUCAAGACCCCAACGCUGGCCUCGACGUCACUCUCGAAAAGUUCUACGAGUGGGUCGUCGAGCGCACGCCCUUCGAGGAGAUCCCCAGCAUUGAGGGUAUUAACUGGGUCGAUGAGCUCGCGCCUUUCAUCGAGCGCAAGCUUUACACCGUCAACACUGGUCACGCCACUGCUGCCUACCACGGCUACAACCGCGGUAAGCGCACCGUCUACGACGCGCUGCAGGAUAAGGCUGUUAUGGCUGAGGUCCGCAAGGCCCUUGAGGAGACGAGCAACUUGAUUAUUAGCAAGCACGGCAUCGACGAGAAGGCUCAGCGCGAAUACGCCGCCAAGAUCGUCCGCCGCAUCGGUAACCCCCAUUUGGAGGAUGCUGUUGAGCGUGUCGGUCGGGCGCCGCUCCGUAAGCUUAGCCGCAAGGAGCGUUUCGUCGGCCCCGCGGCAGAACUCGCCGAGAAGGGUGAGGACUGCACCGCGCUGCUCCGUGCAGCAGAGAUGGCUUUCCGCUUCCAGGAUGUUGAGGGCGACGAUGAGAGCAAGGAGCUUUCCAAGCUCAUGUCUGAGAACUCUCCUGAGGACGCUGUCACCAAGAUCUGCGGCAUCCAAUCUUCUGAGAAGAUCCACCCCAUGCUUGCCGCCGUCGUCCGCAAGGUUCAGGCUGACAGUGAGGAAUGACUCACCGGCAAGCUUUGACGAGUGUAACGAUUGAUGGGCAUGAAUUUUUGGAGUCUAGCAUAUAUCACUGGGACAAGCAUGGAGUUUGAGGAUAUUUAGUCAGCGCGCAUUUCAGCGCUCCUUCUGAGCAGUGCCAACCCAAUGGGUAGGCCUAGGAUUAUCUAAGUUUACAAAUCCAGUCAAGAUUUUCAAACAUAUAAUCAUUCAUCUUUACUCAUAUGUGAAUCGUGACAAAUAACGUUCUGAGGAGACAUUAUGGCAGAUGUAAGCAGG